Bombina bombina (fire-bellied toad) is the source of this 1810-nucleotide messenger RNA. RefSeq names its product proliferation-associated 2G4 (gene PA2G4). The transcript has 13 exons. The coding region runs from base 138 to 1310 and encodes 390 amino acids. NCBI's taxonomy places the organism in Eukaryota, Metazoa, Chordata, Amphibia, Anura, Bombinatoridae. The record is from RefSeq and is a predicted model, not a curated record.
CUUCCCUUUUGGUGAACCCGCCAGUCCCUUACCCCUUCGGCUCUGUGUUCCCGCCUCCUGUGCACUCUCUCUGUCGGUUGCUUCCGCGCGCUGCAGCUGCUUGUGUCCGUUCAGAGGGGAGAAGCUUGGACUCGAAAAUGUCGGGCGAUGAUGAGCAGCAAGAACAGACUAUCGCCGAGGACCUGGUCGUUACAAAAUAUAAAAUGGGGGGCGACAUCGCAAACAGAGUCCUGCGUGAACUUGUGCAAGCAGCCACUGCUGAGGCCUCAAUCCUGAACCUUUGUGUGAAAGGAGAUGCUAUGAUUAUGGAGGAAACAGGCAAAAUCUUCAAAAAGGAGAAAGAAAUGAAAAAAGGUAUUGCCUUCCCCACAUGUAUAUCAGUUAAUAACACUGUGUGUCACUUCUCCCCUCUGAAGAGUGAUCAAGAUUAUCUGCUCAAGGAUGGUGAUGUGGUAAAGAUUGACCUUGGAGUCCAUGUGGAUGGCUUCAUUGCUAAUGUUGCACACAGCUUUGUUGUUGGUGCUUCAAAGGAGAAUCCAAUAACUGGCCGCAAAGCUGAUGUUAUCAAAGCAGCACACUCGUGCGUGGAGGCUGCUCUGCGUUUGGUGAAGGCAGGAAACCAGAACACACAAGUGACUGAAGCUUGGAAUAAGAUUUCCCCAUCGUUUAACUGCACUCCAAUUGAAGGUAUGCUUUCUCACCAGCUAAAGCAGCAUGUUAUUGAUGGAGAGAAGACCAUCAUUCAGAACCCAACAGACCAGCAAAAAAAGGACCAUGAAAAAGCAGAGUUUGAGGUCCAUGAAGUUUAUGCUGUUGAUGUUCUUGUUAGCACUGGAGAAGGAAAGGCAAAGGAUGCUGGGCAAAGGACGACCAUUUACAAAAGGGAUCCCACAAAGCAGUACGGCCUCAAAAUGAAAACUUCCCGUGCCUUUUUCAGCGAAGUGGAGAGACGGUUUGGUGCUAUGCCAUUCACACUCAGGGCAUUUGAAGAUGAAAAGAAAGCAAGGAUGGGUGUGGUAGAAUGUGCCAAACACGAACUGCUCCAGCCAUUCAAUGUACUUUAUGAAAAGGAAGGCGAGUUUGUUGCACAGUUCAAGUUCACAGUUCUCUUAAUGCCCAACGGUCCUAUGAGGAUUACCAGUGGGCCAUUUGAACCAGAUGUUUACAAGUCUGAGUUUGAGGUGCAGGAUGCUGAAUUGAAGGCACUCCUACAAAGUUCAGCAAGCCGAAAGACCCAGAAGAAGAAGAAAAAGAAGGCUUCCAAGAAUGCCGAAAAUGCCACCGUUGAGGAAAAUGAAGGCACAGAUUGAAGCAGUUUCUCCUGAGGCUUUUGACUCCAACCUGCCAGUUCAUUUUUUAGUAUCUGUAUUUUGCCUCUCCCUGCCCCCAUCCCCCCCCCCCUCCCAAAAAAAAAGAUUAAAAUAAAAAAUAAUUACACCAAGAAGAGAAUAAAAAUCCUCUGCCUGGUUAGUCCUAAAACAUGGAAAAUAGACUGGGUUUUUCCCAUUUACUUUGGAUACAAAUAUGGACUUUGAGGCAAGAGUUUCUUGGAAUCUGCAUCAGACUACUUAACCAAAAGUAUAUAUAUAUAUAUAUAUAUGGAAAAAUAAAUCUGGCAUAAAACCAGUCGUUCAGCCCCUUUUUUUUAGGUGAUUUUGGAUAUUUCUCAUAAUAUUGUAACAUCACCUAUAUGUAUACCACUGCUGCCAUGAAUUCUGGAAAUAUUAACAUACUGAAAUGUAAAUGUGUUGCCUCAUUUGGCUGCACAGAUGUAGAACGUAAACUGACUAUCAGUAAACGGUCACAUGUU